Molecule: messenger RNA, 3222 nt
Organism: Hemibagrus wyckioides
Lineage: Eukaryota; Metazoa; Chordata; Actinopteri; Siluriformes; Bagridae
Gene: nags
Product: N-acetylglutamate synthase
Exons: 8
Coding region: 137-1726 (529 amino acids)
Biological process (GO): L-arginine biosynthetic process
Cellular component (GO): mitochondrial matrix
Molecular function (GO): L-glutamate N-acetyltransferase activity, acting on acetyl-CoA as donor; arginine binding
Source: RefSeq, a predicted model, not a curated record
CAUUUAUGGUUACACCCUCGGAGCAACGAAUGAGCUAGUCAACGUAGCAAGUGUUAGCAUAGCACAGCACAGGCUAACGUAUCGGAUUUGACAAGUGGGAGUUCACUUCACCGGACGCGGCUUCGUUGACGAACUCAUGGCGAAAGUAAACGGCGGGGCGUCUGGCUGUAGGGCUAUCGUAAUGGCCGGUCAGUUUUUGUCAAAGCCAGCGCCACCGCUCGCUCAGCCCCAGCAGAACACCGGUCAGCGGAAACUCGCCAAAAUUCAGCGGCGCAUGCUGUCCGUCACCCGCGCUGUACAGGUUAACAAAACUCCAGUUCAGAACCAGCUAGACGCGGCCAGCUUCAUUCCGCUCUCGGACCGUGGUGUGUGGUCAAAGCGCCAGCUGGUCUACCGGGACGUUAAAGCCUUUCUUAAUGAAGUCGGUGGGGAUCCGCGGGAAGCUCGCUACUGGCUGACGCAAUUUCAGCGAUCUCAUGUGUGUAAUGCGCCUGCUUUCGCCGUUCUGGAGAUCGACCCGUCCGUGUUUGAGAACAGCGAGAUGGUGCAGAGCCUGGCGUUCGGCUUGUCCUUCCUGCAGCGCAUGGACAUGAAGACUGUGGUGGUAAUGGGGCUUCCUCCUGAGCUGACGAAAGAGAACUCUGUACCAGAUGGCCCUCUUUCCUCUGACUGCAGGACCUUACUUAUUAAAUAUUGCCAAGCUCUUGCUGAGGCCUUACAGCACAGCUCGGCCAGUGUCAUUCCUUUCUUUAGUGCAGAGUCAAUGCUGCGACUUCAGGAGCCUCAACACAAAGGAAGUGGUGCUGCCUCCGUCGUGGUAGACACAACCCUGCUUCAGUGGAGUCUGGACUGCGGUGCCAUUCCCCUGGUGUGCCCUGUGGGCUGUGAUACAGCUGGCUGCUCCGCUCUCCUCGAUUCAGUCGACGUCACCGUAGCCAUCUCUCGAGCUCUUCAGCCCCUCAAAGUCAUGUUCCUGAACAGCUGGGGUGGCCUCCGCAACCAGAACCUAAAGGUGCUGGGUACUGUGUCUCUGCCGAGUGACCUGCCGCUAUUGUCCUCAGCUGAGUGGCUGUGUGUGCUGGAGCGCAGGCAGGUCAGCGCUAUCGCUCACCUCCUCAACCAGCUUUCUCCUGAGAGCUCAGCAGUCAUCACGUCAGCUAACACACUGCUCACCGAACUCUUCAGUCAUAAAGGUUCUGGCACCAUGUUCAAAAAUGGAGAUCCCAUUCAGAAGUACAGCAGCCUUGAGGGCAUAGACAUGGACCGUCUCUUAGCUCUGAUUAACAAAUCUUUUGGGAAAACACUAAAGGAAGACUACAUCAGCUCAAUCAAGGACAGACUUCAUUCCAUCUAUCUGUCAGAAGGAUACAGCGCAGCAGCCAUCAUCACCUCUGAGCCAGUCAACGGUGGGACUCUGUAUCUGGAUAAGUUUGUAGUGAGUGACAGUAAACAGGGCCAAGGCACCAGUCAGAUCCUCUGGGAGUGUAUUCGCCAAGAUCUGGGCAAGCUCUUUUGGAGAUCCCGUGCAAACAAUCGUAUCAAUCCUUGGUACUUCAAGCACUGUGAUGGCAGCUUCGUCAACGGCCGCUGGAUCGUGUUCUGGUUCGGCCUGUCUGAUAUACGCGAAUCAUAUGAACUGGUUGAAUAUGCCAAGCAGCUCCCAGAUUCAUUCUCCCAAAACUCAGAGAGUGAUGCAUCUAUCCAUCAGGCACCCGCUGGGUCUUAAACACUUUUGCAUUUCACACCCUACAAAAAAUCUUGGGGUUUGUGAGGUGGCUUCCUACAUGUAUUUGCUAGUUUUUAUACUGAUUUGGUUUUAGAUCGAGUUCUAGCAGUUCUGCUGUGUAACAGCAGGCAUCCAGGACUUUAUAAAGGAUGUUCAGCUGGAAGUACAAAGCAUUAAUAUUCCCCAUUAUAAAUGUUUACAGUAUAAGUUCUAGCAUAUGGUGUCAGUUGUAUACUGUGGAAUUAUCGCACUUAUUCUGCCUAAUUCAUAGCUAUUUCUUAGGUAUGACUCAUUUAAUUCAGUCAGCACUGCUACAAUGUCUGAUAAUCUAGGCUUGUCAGUAAUGUAAAUCUCAGAAUAUAAAGCGGUAUUGUAAAAUAAUACGGUUAUAAUUAUGGGUAUGGAAAUUUACUGGUUUUGUUUACAUUCCAGUAAUUCCUGUAUUGUGUGUUACAUGAAGCUACAUUUUUUUUCUCACAAUUGUCUUAAGUUUCAGUUGCUUUAUUUUUAUUGUGUGAAUUUUCACGAGAAGAUAAUCUAGGACUAUUUGCAAGAACAUUUGCAAAUAGUCCUAGUACUGCCUUGCCUUGGUGAGCUGGUUUUCUAAUAUAUUGUUUUCUGCAUUUGAUGGUCACAGGGAAGGUUUUGGGGCAAGUGUUGUGGAGUUUAAAUUUCAAUAAAAACAUCUUGAGGUUUCAUUUGAAUUCUUUGAAAUGAAAAUUGGAAAGUUGCUUAAAGGUUGUGUGUUUUUGCUUUAUAUGUUUAAAGCUUUAUGAGCAACUUAAGAAAUCCGUGUGAGUGACUUUCUGGUGAAAUGGAUGUGACUAGAUCUGCGAUGUUUAUAAAUGAUACAGCUUGAACUCCAAUGAGGCAUUUCUCAAUUUGUCUAUUACAGAAAUAUAUACUGUUAUUGGUCCAUUUGAUUCUAUCUAUCUAUCUAUCUAUCUAUCUAUCUAUCUAUCUAUCUAUCUAUCUAUCUAUCUAUCUAGAUAGAUAUAUAUAUAUAGAUAGAUAUAUAUAUAUAUAGAGAGAGAGAGAGAGAGAGAGAGAGAGAGAGAGAGAGAGAGAUAGAUAGAUAGAUAGAUAGAUAGAUAGAUAUAGAUGCAAUCUCCAGAUUUGAACCCUAUUGAAAACCUCUGGAAUGUCAUCAAGAGGAAGAUGGAUGGUCACAAACCAUCAAGCAAAGCUGAGCUGUUUGCUUUUUUGCAAAAAGAGUGGUAUAAAGUUCCCCAACAGCAAUGUGAAAAAGCAUGGAGCCAAAACGCAUGCAAAUCGGGGUUAUUCCACCAAAUACUGUUAUUUAGCCAAAGGAUUAACACAAUUUGUUUACAAAUUAUUUCCAUUUUUGAAUUAUUUGCAUUAUUUUGAAUUUAGAGGAAAUAUUGUCAGCAGUUCACAAAAAAUGAAGCAAAACUGUUCAUCUCACCAAUACAUGCACCUGUAAGAAAAAAAAACUAAUAUAUUAAUAAUUAACAUAUUAAAAAAUAAAUGGAUUA